CAGCCUAAGAGCGCCUCCCUCUUUCUAUCUAUCUCUCUUUCUGCCUCUCCUCCUCCUUCCUCUUUUUCCCUCUCUCCAUUUCAUUUAUAUAUUGAUUGGUUCGUUCCCUUCCAUUUCCUCCCGCGAAUGGGGCCUGGUUGGCCUCCAGAGGAAGAAGAGGAAGAACAAGAUAGAAGAAGAAGGAGCAGGCCUCGCCUCCUUCUCUCUCUCCCUUCUUCUCUUUCCCCUUCCCUUUCUUCUCCUCCUCUUUCUCUUUCUCCUUCUUCUUUUCCACAACGACCGCCACCAUCUUCAUCAUCAUCAUGUCGAGCCUCCACAAAAACAGGAUUGCAGAGUUUCAGGAUAUCCUCAGUGAGCCCAACAUUAUGCUGGAGAAGCUUCGUGAACUAUGCUUCAGUGGGAUUCCUUUUGAAGGUGGCUUGCGCUGUCUCUGCUGGAAGAUCCUCUUGAACUACCUCCCAGUAGAAAGAACUUUAUGGAACUCCCUGUUGAAGAAGCAGAGAGAAUUGUAUGCCCAGUUCUUGAAGGAAAUGAUUAUACAGCCUGGUAUAGCCAAAGCCAACCUUGGGGUCUCCAGGGAAGAUGUGACCUUAGAGGACCAUCCACUGAAUCCAAACCCAGAUAGCCGGUGGAACACAUACUUCAAAGACAAUGAAGUCCUGCUACAGAUAGACAAGGAUGUCAGGAGGCUAUAUCCUGAUAUGGCAUUUUUCCAGCGCCCGACUGAAUACCCCUGCCUCUUGAUCCUUGACCCACAGAAUGAGUUUGAGACGCUUCGCAAGCGAGUGGAACAGACAACACUCAAGUCACAGACAGUGGCACGAAACAGGAGCGGCGUAACAAAUGUGAGUUCUCCUCUUAAAACACCAGCACCCAGUUCACUGAGUGAGUAUGAAAUUCUGCCCAAUGGCUGUGAAGCUCACUGGGAAGUGGUAGAACGAAUUCUCUUCAUCUAUGCUAAGCUGAAUCCAGGGAUUGCCUAUGUCCAAGGGAUGAAUGAAAUCGUGGGGCCUCUUUACUACACAUUUGCUACAGACCCCAACAGCGAAUGGAAAGAACACGCAGAAGCAGACACUUUUUUCUGUUUCACUAACCUCAUGUCUGAGAUCAGGGAUAACUUCAUCAAGAGUCUAGAUGACUCUCAGUGUGGCAUCACCUACAAAAUGGAAAAGGUGUACUGUACCUUGAAAGAGAAAGAUAUGGAACUUUACAUGAAGCUGCAAGAGCAAAACAUCAAGCCCCAGUUCUUUGCCUUCCGCUGGCUGACGUUGUUGCUUUCCCAAGAGUUCCUGUUGCCGGACGUUAUUCGCAUUUGGGACUCUCUCUUUGCCGAUGACAGCCGUUUUGAUUUCCUGCUGCUGGUCUGCUGUGCCAUGUUGAUGCUCAUUCGGGACCAAUUACUAGAAGGCGAUUUUACUCUAAACAUGCGGCUUCUGCAGGAUUACCCCAUCUCAGAUGUCCACCUGAUUUUGAAGAAGGCAAAAGAUCUUCAAGACUCCAAAUAGCACCUGCCCCUAACCUCAGGCCGAUGUGGCAGGCACCGAGAGAGACUUCAUCCACUUGCAUUGAUUCCUGUGAGAGUACGGUGGAAGGUAGUCUGGUCUGGUACUCUCCUGUUUCUCAAUCUCCUUUGCUGGAAGGACUGUUUACUGAGUUACCUUCUUUCCUGUAUUUCUUUCUUAAAUGACUCCAGCAAGGAGAUGGAAUACCGACUACCUAUGUUUUCAGUCUUUGUGGAAUGAACAAUAAAACGUGGCAUUAUGGAAGCAGCUCCCAAUAUGCAAAAACCUUCUGGAAUACACCGAAGACAUGUUCAUGAACCAGUGGGAUUUAACUGGAUGAGAACUUCUAUUAAUUUCUUCAAGGAAAUGCUGGAAUCUGCUUUUGCACGGUGGCCUCCCAUGAAUGGUUUUCUUCCCCACAUUGAAUGGAACUGUGUCUCUUCUUUCAAGGAAAAGGUUACAUAGAUGACUAAAAUUUCCCCAAGUCAGGGCCUUGCCCAGGUCACCUCUUCCCUGAUCUGCCCUUCUCCUUUUUGGGGGGAUGCUGGCUUUUUAAAAAAGCUGGUCCCAAAGAGACAAAACAAUGUUUAGUUGAAUGAUGCUGGAACAGCCUUAUCACCCCACUGCCUUAGAGAGGGCACCCUCUUCCUCCAUGCUUUUUGCUCUUGCUGAGAGAUUACAAGCCCUGUGAUGCCAGUAGUUGUGACAUUGCAGCUCCCCCAGCUUUAAAGGGAAGAUAGGGGAGACACAUAUUGGGAUACACAACGCAAAAAUCUUCUUCAAGUUGGGCUUCUUUGCUUUACCGUUUUAUUCAUUGCACAAGGCAUGGGGAUGUUUAUUUCCUUCAGCAGCUUGGGCUUCUUAGAGCAGCAGGUUCUUCUCUGCUGGAAAAGGAUUGUGGCAAGGAAGAGGUUCUAAAUGUGUUGUGGGUGUGUGUUGCCUCAUUUUAUGGGGCUCUGGUAUAAUUGGGGUGUAUUUGGCAGGGAUGUAGAAGCGGCAGACGCUUUCCAGGACAUGAUUUGAAGGCAUUUGGGGGGGGACAGUUAAAUGCAAUAGGUAGAGACUGAUGAGUGUGUGGCGCUCCUUUUUUAAAAUGGUAUUUUGAAAUGUUGUUAGCACUUUCCUUUCUCCAUGUGCAAAACUGUUUAAGGGGUUUCCUCUUGGGAUCCAUUUCCAUCCCGAUCUUGGGGAAAGGACUUUUCUGGACUAUGGCUCUUAAGACUCUCUGCAGUUUGAGGAGUUGUCGACACCAACAAGCUUUCCAGUCUUGGUUAACGGAUCCACGUUUCUCCCUUCCUCGCCUCCCUUUUGUUUUAACCAAAGCAGGAGGGAAAUCCAGGGAUCCUUAAUUAAUAUAUUCUACUAACGGAUGGAAAUCUGCCCGAACCGAUUAUUACAAACGGAGGCUAUCAACAUCUCUCCCUUUGCCGGAUGCAGCUUCACCGACACACCUUAGUGCUUUGAUACCAGGACCUCAAACGUUUUCUAUAGGUUUGCUUUCCUUUUUAUUUGGCUGUUGCUGAAUUUCGGUUGGAAAUGUUUUAAGUAAAUUAGCGAACGAAGAUCCGAAGCUGUUUACAAACCGAAGGGACGUUUCAAAGACCCCGUGUGACAUCAAGUCACAUUGGGACACGGUAACAGUACCGAGAUUAUGAUGCUUCUUUCCCAUACAUCCUUCCGCUGGGUUUGUGAUUUAAAGAGGAAGGAAAACAACAUUUCCUCCCAGAGUGUUGUUGUUUCUGGUCACGUUGUGUAAAUGAAACGUGUGUCUUUUGUUUGUUUCUGUUCAGAUGACUAAAUUUCCUCCUCGGAGCAAAGAUAAAAA
Sceloporus undulatus (fence lizard) is the source of this 3327-nucleotide messenger RNA. It is a transcript of the gene TBC1D13, whose product is annotated as TBC1 domain family member 13. Gene Ontology annotation, biological process: activation of GTPase activity; intracellular protein transport. The record is from RefSeq and is a predicted model, not a curated record. Gene Ontology annotation, molecular function: GTPase activator activity. The transcript has 12 exons. Lineage: Eukaryota; Metazoa; Chordata; Lepidosauria; Squamata; Phrynosomatidae. Bases 303 to 1505 code for a protein of 400 amino acids.